AUAUAGUAUAGAUUCACAACUUGAACUACUGAUAAUCCAGAAUUUAAAAAUAAAAAUCCCAUUCCCAAUCAAAAUUCCUAUCCGAUAAGUUUUGGGUAUUCCCCAUUCCCAAAUUGUUUUAAUGUUGCUGUUGAUGACUUCCACGUGGCAUCUCUUAAUUUUUAAGAGAUCUUACAAACCCAUGAAAGUCUCUUGAUCCGAGUUCAUAACGGAUUAACUCUUUUAUCAAUCGAAUCCCUAAUAUACCGAGUUUUUGUCAAUCAAGGGUUUUGUUUUUUACAAUCGCUUCGCUUAUAAGUCUCCUUCUAUAUACUAAGGUCUUCCUAUACAAUUAUUUUUGUUGCCGGCUUUGGUUUGGCUAUUACCUAUCCGGCCACAGAGUCCAGAGUCAUCUUUCUUUUUAGUAUUUUUCCAUGGAUUCGGAGGAUGAUAUGUUCCCUGUGAUCGACGCCAAAUCUCUCAGCGAUGACUCCAACGGCAACAACAUCGGCGGCUGCGGUGACGACACCGACAAUUACGACACCGAUGACAACUCGGCCAGUUGCGAUCAGCAACCCUAUAAAGUCCUGAACGAAGACGAUAUACGCCAGCGUCAAGAUGAUGAUAUUGUAAGUAUUUCUCUUGUUCUUUCUGUAACAAGAACAGCUUCAUCCAUACUAUUGCGUCACUAUAACUGGAGUGUGAGUGCCGUGCACGAGGCAUGGUUUGCUGAUGAAGAUGGCGUCCGCGAAGCUGUUGGUUUGUUGAAAAACCCGAUUUUUCGAUUUCGGAGCAAGAGAAAACUGACCUGUGGGAUCUGUUUAGAGAAGCGUCCCGCUGAUUUGAUGAAAAAUGCAGGUUGUGGGCACCUUUUUUGCAGUACAUGCUGGGGAACGUACAUCAGUACAUCCAUUGGUGAUGGCCCUGAUAUGAUUGAUAUGAUGGUUUCUGAUGAAGACAAGAGGAAGUAUUCUAGGUAUCUUCUUCGAUCUUAUGUUGAAGGCAGCAGAAAGAUCAAGUGGUGUCCUGGCCCGGGAUGUGACUAUGCCGUUGAAUAUGAUCUUGGAAGUGGAAACUACGACGUUUCAUGCCUCUGCUCCUACAGCUUUUGUUGGAAUUGCAUAGAGGAAGCCCAUCGCCCGCUGGACUGUGAUACUGUGGCCAAGUGGAUAGCAAAGAACAAUUCUGAAGCUGAAAACACCAACUGGAUCCUGGCUUUUACUAAGCCUUGUCCGAAGUGCAAGAGACCAAUUGAGAAAAAUCAUGGUUGUAUGCACAUGACAUGCAGGGCACCUUGUGGCUUUGAAUUUUGCUGGGUAUGCCUUCGGAAAUAUCCAACCUGUCAGGCUUCAUGUAAUCAGUAUAGGGAAAACAAGGGAGAUGAUGAUGAAGCUGCAACGAGAAUGAAGGCAAAGAAUUAUAUACAGAGAUAUACUCAUUAUUAUGAACGCUGGGCAACCAACAAAUCGUCAAGGCAGAAAGCUCUAGCAGAUUUACAUCUGACGCAAACUCUGCAUAUUGACAAACUUGGUAUAAAACAGGCUCAAAGUAGAGCUGAAUUGAAAUUCCUCAUAGAAGCCUGGUUACAGAUAGUUGAAUGUAGGCGGGUUCUAUCAUGGAGCUACGCAUAUGGAUACUACAUACCUGAGCAUGAACAUGCCAAAAGGCAGUUAUUUGAGUACUUGCAAGGCGAUGCGGAGGCUGGCUUAGAAAGGCUUCAUCAAUGCGCAGAGAAGGAACUACAACCUUUCCUUGAUGCUGAAGGCCCUUCUGAUGACUUUAACAAUUUCCGCAAAAAGCUAGCUGGACUGACAUCGGUGACCCGAAAUUUCUUUGAGAACUUGGUUAGGGCAUUCGAGAAUGGUCUUUCUGAUGUGGAUUCUCAAGGAGCUUGCAGCAAACCACAAGAUCAAAAGGCAAAGCACCACCAAUGAUAUAGGCAGUUGGGCAUGUGAUCAGUGAACUUUAUUUGAACUUCAGGUCUUAGACCAUCUGUCAAACAUGCCAUCAGCAUCACAACCUGGAUAGUUCACACAGUUGGUAAUGGGCAUGCGAUCACUGCACCUAUUUAAAUUUCAAGUCACAAGUGUGGAUGACGUAAUAAUUAUAUAUCCUCCUUGCUUUGAUAGAACUUCUAUGAGUAGUAUUCAGGGAUUUUUAUAGCUAAGCAAAAAAAACAUUUUAAUGUAUG
Ilex paraguariensis (yerba mate) is the source of this 2170-nucleotide messenger RNA. NCBI's taxonomy places the organism in Eukaryota, Viridiplantae, Streptophyta, Magnoliopsida, Aquifoliales, Aquifoliaceae. The record is from the annotation of a GenBank genome assembly.